UGAACAGAUAGAGAAAAAAAGAGAGGUUAAAACAGGAAAAGAAAGAAGAAACUUCCCCAAAACGGUUCUCCUACAAACUCACCACUUUCUGAUCUCUAAACCACUUCCAAUCUACGCUACCCUUUUUCUGUUUUUAGUCACUUCAUUUUCGAUACACAUUUUUAGACUUUCUUAGGGUUCGAAGUCCCCUUUUCCUAUUGAGGAUGAAGGUGGGCUUCUAUGGCUUGAAGGGUAAAGAAAUUUCCCUUAUUUCCAUUAUUCUGGUGUCCACAACGUUCAUUAUAUGGUCAUGGGAGAGAGCACCUGGUCGUGCUUCUUUUGUUUCCUCUCAAACAUUGAUGCAGUUUUCUUCAGAAAUUCUUUCCAGUGUGUUGGAUGAAUAUGAUGGCAGCGGAGAAGUUGGCAUCAGUUUGGAUAAUGCCACAGAAAACAGAGUAUGUAACCUUGCAAAAGGAAAAUGGGUUCCAGACAACCGCCGACCUUUAUAUUCAGGUUUUGAAUGCAAGCAAUGGCUGUCAGAGAUGUGGGCUUGCCGCUUGACACAACGCACAGAUUUUGCAUAUGAAAGGCUUCGAUGGCAGCCAAAAGAUUGUCAAGUGGAGGAAUUUGAAGGGUCUAAAUUUUUGAGAAGGAUGCAACACAAAACUCUAGCCUUUGUUGGAGACUCAUUGGGCCGGCAGCAGUUUCAGUCUCUAAUGUGCAUGAUCACUGCUGGGAAGGAAACGCGUGAUGUGGAGGAUGUGGGGAAGGAGUAUGGGCUGAUUCUAUCUGAGGGUGCUGCUCGCCCUGAUGGAUGGGCUUACCGUUUUUUGAGCACCAAUACUACAAUUCUCUACUACUGGUCUGCAAUUCUAUGUGAUAUUGAACCCAUCAAUGUCGAUGAUCCAGCGACAGAAUAUGCAAUACAUCUUGACCGGCCUCCGGCGUUCUUGCACCAAUUCCUUCACAAGUUUAACGUGCUGGUUCUCAACACAGGUCACCAUUGGAAUCGAGGAAAGAUAAAUGCUAAUCGGUGGAUAAUGCAUGUUGGAGGUGUGCCAAAUACUGACAAGAAGAUAGCAGUGGUUGCGGGUGCCAAGAAUCUCACUGUUCACAAUGUGGUUAGGUGGGUGAACUCGCAGCUUUUAGAGUAUCCUAGUUUAAAGGUAUUCUUUCGGACCAUUUCCCCAAGGCAUUUUGUUGGUGGGGAUUGGAACACUGGAGGCAGCUGUAACAGCACUACACCGAUGUCAGUGGGAAAGGAAAUAUUGGGUGAGGAAUCUACAGAUAAAGUUGUAGCCAAUGCAGUGAAGGGAACAAGGGUCAAGAUAUUGGACAUAACAGCUCUUUCUCAGCUUAGGGAUGAAGGUCAUAUAUCACAUUUUAGCAUUUCGGCCAAGCCUGGUGUGCAAGAUUGCUUACACUGGUGUUUGCCUGGCAUUCCUGAUACAUGGAAUGAAAUACUCUUUACACAAAUCUAGUCUGCACAUGAUGUUACAUACUUUUUUUUGCCCAAUCAUGUCGUUCACACUUACUCUUCAGAGGAUGCAGUUGUGGGCAUGCAAUACAAGAUGCCCUUGGCAGGGUUGGAACUUUGACCUGAUCUUUGAUACAUGAGUAUGCCAUUCCUGAUACUUUGAAGUACGGCAUUUUCUUUUGUACAAUAUUGGUUAAGCUUAUAAUUUGUACUUCUUAAGUGGCCAGUUGCGUCCUCACAGAAAAUGUUGGUAUAAAGCUAAAGUAUUGGAACAUUUGACGAUAGUAACUGGAACUGAGUUAUUCUCGGCUCUUCAACUGCAAGUCAAGACAUUGGGAAAUGGAGAUACCAUUUUUCGUCUUCUUGGGAGCUUGAGAUAUAAAGUUCGAAUGUACUUUUAGAUUUAGUAUACUUAAUGGAUCUUCUCAAAGUAUAAACAUGUCAAGUUCAAUAUAACAUAUAUCCUCUUCA
This is a messenger RNA of Vigna unguiculata (cowpea), 1927 nucleotides long. RefSeq names its product protein trichome birefringence-like 16. The record is from RefSeq and is a predicted model, not a curated record. Gene Ontology annotation, cellular component: Golgi apparatus. Gene Ontology annotation, molecular function: O-acetyltransferase activity. Lineage: Eukaryota; Viridiplantae; Streptophyta; Magnoliopsida; Fabales; Fabaceae.